CUUCUUACACUUAAUUAUCAGGUUGUCCUAAAACAGGGUUCAAUGGCGGAGCCACCGCCACCGCCGCGGCAGUCGGAAACCGAGUCGAGCGGGUCGACUCAGGGCAACAACGCGAAGGCUUUGCACAAAAGAAGUAGAGAAAUCGGGUCCGGCUCAGACAGUGAGAACCCGGUUCGAGAAAACCGAACCGGCGGGAAUAUGAAGAAGGACAAUGUCGGCGCUAAGCAUCCGGUGUACAGAGGAGUGCGAAUGCGGGCGUGGGGCAAAUGGGUGUCGGAGAUCCGGGAGCCCCGGAAGAAGUCCCGGAUCUGGCUCGGGACCUUCGAGACCCCCGAAAUGGCCGCCAGAGCCCACGACGUCGCCGCCCUCGCCAUCAAAGGCGGCGCCGCCAUUCUCAAUUUUCCGGCGACGUCACACCUCCUCCCUCGCCCCGCCACAUGCGCCCCACGUGACGUCCAGGCUGCCGCCGCCAAAGCCGCCCAAAUUGACGGCCGACGAGAAUCGCCGCCGCCGUCGCCGCCGCCGGCGGAGGAGCUCGACGAGAUCGUGGAGCUGCCGAGUCUGGAAACGAGCUGCGAGGACCGGCCGGUCGAGAUGAACCGCGAUGAGUACGUGUACGCACAGGAUUACGACACGUGGAAGUGCGUCGUCCAUCCGACGUUGGAGGAUUUUGCAUUUUUCUUGCAGGGAAACGAGGAUGCCGUCAUUUCUCCUCAGCUUCGAUGGUACGAUGAUUAAUUAAUUAAUGUUAAAUAAAUAAUUAAUUAAUUAAUUAAUGUUGCGUAAUCACAUUACUUUAUUUGAUGAAAUGUUCAAUCACAAAUGGGUUUAGACUUUCAGAUUUUAUUCCCAAUUUGUCUUCGCU
This is a messenger RNA of Andrographis paniculata, 865 nucleotides long. Its product is annotated as ethylene-responsive transcription factor ERF039-like. Gene Ontology annotation, biological process: regulation of DNA-templated transcription. Lineage: Eukaryota; Viridiplantae; Streptophyta; Magnoliopsida; Lamiales; Acanthaceae. The record is from RefSeq and is a predicted model, not a curated record. The transcript has a single exon. Bases 43 to 738 code for a protein of 231 amino acids. Gene Ontology annotation, molecular function: DNA binding; DNA-binding transcription factor activity.